Molecule: messenger RNA, 1294 nt
Organism: Salvelinus sp. IW2-2015
Lineage: Eukaryota; Metazoa; Chordata; Actinopteri; Salmoniformes; Salmonidae
Gene: rdh12
Product: retinol dehydrogenase 12
Source: RefSeq, a predicted model, not a curated record
CACUUCCCCAUAAAGCUUUGACAUCUUGGAUCAGCUGUUGGUCCGUAGAACAUAGAACGGAGCUAUGAAUGAACAGCUGUGAAGAAAAGGGCUACAAUAGAGACACAGCGAAAGGAUCCGUGUCAUGAUGGUGCUYGUAUUGAUUGUCGCAGGUCUUGGGGUGGUCGCACUGCUCAUGGUUUUAUUCGCACCCCACAUUAGGAAAUACUCAGCAGGUGGAGCAUGCAUGUCUAUGUCUCGGCUGGACGGGAAGACAGUCCUGAUUACUGGAGCCAACACUGGUAUUGGGAAGGAGACUGCCCUGGACCUGGCCAUCAGAGGUGCCAGGGUGAUCAUGGCGUGUAGGGAUGUGGAGAAAGGUGAGGAGGCCGCAGCAUCGAUACGACGCAUCUACUGCAAGGCGAACGUAGAAGUCCGAGAGCUAGACCUGGCUGAUACCAGCUCCAUACGGGUCUUCGCACAACGCUUCCUCCGAGAGGUCAACCACCUCCACAUCCUGAUCAACAAUGCUGGGGUCAUGAUGUGUCCCUACAUGAARACCAAGGACGGUUUCGAGAUGCARCUGGGGGUCAACCACCUGGGUCACUUCCUGUUGACGUACCUGCUGAUUGGCCUGCUGAAGCGGAGUGCUCCGGCCCGCAUCGUCGUGGUUUCUUCCCUGGCUCAUAACUUUGGCUGGAUCCGCUUCCAUGACCUCCUCAGCCAGGGCAGCUACAACAGCGGCCUAGCGUACUGCCAGAGCAAGUUGGCCAACCUUCUGUUCGCUAGGGAGCUGGCCCGCAGACUCAAAGGUUCCAGUGUGACGGUGAACUCUGUCCACCCGGGGUCGGUACGCUCGGACCUGGUCCGCCACUCCACCGUCAUGUCUCUGCUGUUCUCUCUGUUCUCCUUGUUCCUGAAGAGCCCUCGGGACGGGGCCCAGACAUCCAUCUACUGCGCCGUGGCAGAGGAGCUGCACUCUCUCACCGGGAAACACUUCAGUGACUGCGCGCCGGCCUUCGUGGCUCAGGGGAGGAAGGAGGAGACAGCCAAGAAGCUGUGGGACGCCAGCAGGAUCCUGGGCAUCGUCUGGGACGACUGAUCUGAACCACCCUGUUAUCACUAUCCACACAGCUUGCAUCCUCAAGUGCACCCUAUUUCCUUUUUUAUAGUGCACUACUUUUGACCAGGACCCACAACCUUGUUCCUUGUCUCAAUUGCUUCCGCUUAGGAAAGAGCCGGCUAGAUGAAAUUACGGCCCACGGGGCUCUGGUCAAAAGUAGUGAACUAUAGAUUAGGGCUCACGCUAUAUAUA